UCUAAUAGUAUACUCCCAAACAUAAAUCUAGUUUUAUACUAUCAAGAAACAAAUCUCAUUUUAAACUCCCAGACACAAAUCGAAUUUUAUACUCCCAGACACCAAUCUAGUACUAUACUUCCAGACACAAAUCUAAUUCUAUACUCCCAGACACCAAUCUAA
Molecule: messenger RNA, 162 nt
Organism: Lottia gigantea (owl limpet)
Lineage: Eukaryota; Metazoa; Mollusca; Gastropoda; Lottiidae
Exons: 1
Source: RefSeq, a predicted model, not a curated record